This is a messenger RNA of Seriola aureovittata, 578 nucleotides long. It is a transcript of the gene trappc1, whose product is annotated as trafficking protein particle complex subunit 1. Gene Ontology annotation, biological process: endoplasmic reticulum to Golgi vesicle-mediated transport. Bases 18 to 455 code for a protein of 145 amino acids. The record is from RefSeq and is a predicted model, not a curated record. Gene Ontology annotation, cellular component: TRAPP complex. The transcript has 5 exons. NCBI's taxonomy places the organism in Eukaryota, Metazoa, Chordata, Actinopteri, Carangiformes, Carangidae.
AGUAACAGGAAGUGAAGAUGACCGUCCAUAACUUGUACAUAUUUGACCGGAAUGGAAACUGUCUGUAUUACAACGAGUGGAACCGCAAGAAGCAGGCGGGAAUCUCCAAGGAGGAGGAGUAUAAGCUGAUGUAUGGGAUGCUGUUCUCCAUCCGCUCUUUCGUCAGUAAGAUGUCUCCUCUGGACAUGAAGGAGGGUUUCCUGUCCUUUCAGACCAGCAAGUAUCGUCUUCAUUACUACGAGACUCCCAGUGGACUGAAGUUCGUCAUGAACACUGACCUGUCCGUGUCAAACGCCAGAGACACACUGCAGCACAUAUACAGCAACUUGUAUGUGGAGUACAUAGUGAAGAACCCGGUGUGUGUGUUGGGUCACAGUUUGGACAGUGAACUGUUCAGCAGCCGACUGGACGCCUUCAUCAGAGCUCUGCCGUUCUACAGUCCACGAGCCGCCUAACACACACACACACACACACACACACACACACACACUCUAACACAGUUUUAUUGUAUUUAUUGUGAACAGUCUCUUGAGUUGUUGUUUUGUACACGACUGUUGAAUUAAACGGAUGUAGAAGUG